Messenger RNA from Momordica charantia (bitter melon), 5138 nucleotides. RefSeq names its product DNA (cytosine-5)-methyltransferase 1B. The record is from RefSeq and is a predicted model, not a curated record. Gene Ontology annotation, biological process: DNA methylation-dependent constitutive heterochromatin formation; negative regulation of gene expression via chromosomal CpG island methylation. Gene Ontology annotation, molecular function: DNA binding; DNA (cytosine-5-)-methyltransferase activity; chromatin binding. Gene Ontology annotation, cellular component: nucleus. NCBI's taxonomy places the organism in Eukaryota, Viridiplantae, Streptophyta, Magnoliopsida, Cucurbitales, Cucurbitaceae.
UGGAGAGAGAGAGAGAGUCCACAGCAGUGCGUAGUGAGUACCCGCCAAGGCCUAGUGCGAACGCGGGAAGCCAUUGCCAAAUUCUUCAUUUUCCUAUUUAUUAAUUUUCAUUUUUCAUUGUCCCGCCUCUCCCUCUCUCUUCUUCCCUCUCUCUCUCACUUCACUUCACGCUUCAUUCUUCCCUCGUCUCGUCGGCGCUGUACAUUCAGGUAUGGCGAAGAAGACUGGAAGCCAAUUAAUGGAUCCAUCUAAUGAUCUCAACAAGUCGGAAACUAAAAACGUGAAAGUUCUAGUCAAAUCGAAGCAGAAGAGAGGUAGGUCGGAGAAUGGUGAUAAGGUUGCUGGUGUUAGGAAAAUGCCGAAGCGGGCUGCUGCCUGCUCAGAUUUUAAGGUCAAAACCACUCAAUUACCAGAGAAAUCUUCUGUGAUUGAACGCAAGAGGGAGGUGACGGUGGAAGAUGAGAUAGCUGCGGUUGGCUUGACAACGUCGGGGCAGGAUGAUUCUAGACCAAAUAGGAGACUAACUGAAUUUACAUUUCAUGAUGACGAUGGGAAGCCUCAGGCUGUUGAAAUGUUAGAAGUAAACGAUUUGUUCAUUUCAGGUAUUAUAUUGCCUUUUGAGGAGACCCCUGAUAAAGAGAAGAAUAAGGGUGUUAGAUGUGAAGGGUUUGGGCGGAUCGAGUCUUGGACGAUAUCUGGUUAUGAGGAUGGCUCACCAACUAUUUGGAUCUCCACCGAUGUUGCUGAUUAUGAUUGUGUUAAGCCUGCAGGUGGAUACAAAAAACUAUAUAAUAUCUUCUAUGAAAAAGCCAAUGCCUGUGUGGAGGUCUACAAGAAAUUGGCAAAGACUUCUGGUGGAAAUCCAAAUUUGACCCUGGAUGAAUUGCUUGCUGGUGUAGUUCGCUCCUUGAGUAGUAGUCGGAACUUUCCUUCCGGGAUGUCGGUCAAAGAUUUUAUUAUCUUACAGGGGGAAUUUGUAUACAAUCAACUUAUUGGGUUAGAUGGUACAUCCAAGAAAAAUGACCAGGUUUUCACAGACUUGCCUGUACUUUGUGCCCUUAGGGAAGAGAGCAGAAAACAAGGGAACUUGCUGCCAAAUGCAGGCACAUUUGAUGGGUUCACUAAUGUCGGCUUGAAGAUUAAAGAUGGAGAAGAACGUAGUCCUCCCAAUAUAACUGCAUCUGGAGCUGAAGACGACGAGGAUUUGAAAUUGGCUAAGUUGCUGCAAGAAGAGGAGUAUUGGCGAUCUGUGAAGCCAAGAAAAAGCCAGCGUUCUAAUACUUCAUCUAAUAAGUUCUACAUCAAAAUCAAUGAGGAUGAAAUUGCAAAUGACUAUCCUCUACCAGCCUACUACAAAACUACGAAAGAUGAAAUGGACGAAUUUGUUAUCUUCGGCGGUGAUAUGGAUAUAUGUGAUCCCGAUGAUCUUCCUCGAAGCAUGCUUCAUAACUGGUCCCUUUAUAACUCUGAUUCCCGGCUUAUUUCCUUAGAACUCCUUCCCAUGAAACCUUGCGACGACAUUGAUGUGACAAUAUAUGGAUCAGGAAUCAUGACUGCUGAUGAUGGAAGUGGAUUCUAUCUUGAUGCUGAUUCUAGUCAGUCCUCGUGUUCGGCUCAAAUGCCGAACACUGAUGGGAUUCCAAUUUAUUUGAGUGCAAUAAAGGAGUGGAUGAUUGAAUUUGGAUCUUCAAUGGUGUUCAUAUCAAUUCGCACCGACAUGGCCUGGUAUCGCUUGGGAAAGCCAUCCAAGCUGUAUGAUCCAUGGUAUCAAACAGUAUUAAGAACUGCAAGGCUUGCUAUAAGCAUUAUUACCUUACUGAAGGAGCAGAGCCGUGCCUCAAAGCUUUCUUUUGCAGAUAUUAUCAAAAGAAUCUCAGAAUUUGUUAAGAGCAAUCCUGCUUAUAUCUCUUCCAUCCCAUCAGUUGUUGAGAGAUACGUGGUGGUACAUGGACAGAUAAUACUACAAACCUUUUCUGAAUAUCCAGAUGAUGUGAUCCGGAAGUGUGCCUUUGUGACUGGGCUUAGUGAUAAAAUGGAGGAAAGACAUCAUACCAAGUGGUUGGUAAAGAAGAAGGCUGUACUAAAGAAGGAAGCAAAUCUGAAUCCAAGAGCUUCAAUGGGACCUGUAGCAUCAAGAAAGGCCAUGCCUGCUACUACAACUAGAUUGAUAAACAGAAUAUGGGGAGAAUUUUACUCAAAUUAUUCCCCAGAAGACAUGAAAGAGGCAGAUAGUAAGGAAAUAAGAGAAGAUGAACUGGAAGAAGAGGAGGAAGUCGAAGACGAGGAGUCUGAAGAGGUUGAAGAAGAAGGUGGUCAAGUGGAUAAGAAGACUGAGGAAUCAAAACCUGUUGUAAAACCUGUGAAGGUGAAGCUUUCUGAGGGAAUAAUUAAAUGGGAUGGUGAGGUAGUGGGCAAAACAUGUCAAGGCUAUCCUCUUUACAAACAAGCCAUCAUUCAUGGAGAUUUGGUUGCUGUAGGUGGUUUUGUAUCUGUGGAAACAGAUAAUGUACAUGACUUGCCUGCCUUAUAUCUUGUGGAGUAUAUGUAUGAAAAAUCUGAAUCAAGGAAAAUGGUUCAUGGAAGACUGGCAGUUAGAGGAAUCGAGACUGUUCUAGGCAAUGCUGCUAAGGAGAGAGAGGUAUUUCUUACAAAUGAUUGCCUGGAAUUUGAGUUGAAUGAAAUUAGAGAAACGGUGGUUGUAGAGACUUGCAGCAUGCCUUGGGGAUAUCAGCACCGUAAGGCCAAUGCCAAUAAGGUUAAGGCUGAUGAGGAAAGAGCAGAGGAGAGGAAGCGUAGAGGACUGCCAAUGGAGUUUUAUUGUAAAGGCUUAUAUUGGCCAGAAAAAGGUGCUUUCUUUUGUCUUCCAAAAGAGAGCAUGGGCCUGGGAACUGGAGAUUGCCAUUCUUGUAAACUAAAUGAAACCCAAAGAGAGGACACCAUAAAGCUGAAUUCUUCUUUGACCAGCUUCACAUACAGGGGAACUGACUAUUCUGUUAAUGAUUAUGUUUACUUAGCUCCUCAUCAUUUUGGAACUGAUGAAAGAGGCACUGAAACAUUCAAGAGUGGGAGAAAUGUUGGCCUCCAAGCUUAUGUUGUUUGUCAUUUGCUGGGAAUCGAAUCACCUAAGGGUUCAAAACAACCUAGUCCAGGAUCAACCAUGGUCAAAGUAAGAAGAUUUUUUAGACCAGAGGACAUUUCAGUAGAAAAGGCGUACUGCUCAGAUGUAAGAGAACUGUACUACAGUGAUGAAAUAUCAAUGAUGCCUGUUACUGCUAUAGAAGGAAAGUGUGAAGUAAGAAAAAAGCAGGAUAUCCAAAUUUCAAACUGCCCUGCUAUCUUCGAUCAUAUCUUCUUUUGCGAACAUCUCUAUGAUCCAGAGAAGGGAGCAAUCAAGAAGUUGCCAGCUAAUGUCAAACUAAGUUCCUCUUCUGAAAGGCGAGUUAGUGAUGCUGCACAAAGAAAGAAAAAAGGGAAGUGUAAAGAAGGAGAAAUUUUACCUGAGGAAAAUGACAACCAAAAAGAAAUGUCAUUUCAGAACCGUUUGGCUACUCUGGAUAUAUUUGCUGGAUGUGGUGGCUUAUCUGAGGGUCUGCAGCAAGCAGGUGCUUCAACUACUAAAUGGGCCAUUGAAUACGAAGAACCUGCUGGUGAGGCAUUUAGUUUCAAUCAUCCAGAGGCAUUGACAUUUGUCAAUAACUGCAAUGUGAUCCUAAGGGCUGUCAUGACAGCAUGUGGUGAUGUAGAUGAUUGUAUAUCCACGUCUGAAGCCAUUGAGUUAGCAGAGAAACUUGAUGAAAAGAAGAUCAAUAAUCUGCCUCGUCCUGGACAAGUUGAAUUCAUUAAUGGAGGACCUCCUUGUCAGGGCUUUUCUGGAAUGAAUCGUUUUAACCAGAGCACUUGGAGUAAGGUCCAAUGUGAGAUGAUUUUGGCAUUCUUAUCUUUCGCUGAUUACUUUCGUCCAAAGUAUUUUCUUCUGGAGAACGUGAGGAAUUUUGUCUCAUUCAAUAAAGGACAAACAUUUCGCCUUACCUUAGCUUCACUUCUUGAGAUGGGAUAUCAGGUAAGGUUUGGUAUUUUGGAAGCUGGAGCAUAUGGAAUUUCUCAAUCUAGGAAACGUGCGUUCAUAUGGGCAGCAUCUCCUGACGAAAUUCUGCCAGACUGGCCAGAACCAAUGCAUGUCUUCGGUGGCCCGGAACUGAAGAUUACACUGUCGGGUAAUGCUCAGUAUGCUGCUGUUCCUAGUACGGCGGGAGGUGCCCCUUUUCGUCCAAUUACUGUCAGGGAUACAAUUGGAGAUCUUCCAGCCGUUGGAAAUGGAGCUUCUGUGACAACAAUGGAGUACAAGAGCGAGCCGAUAUCUUGGUUCCAAAAGAAAAUUCGAGGAGAUAUCCUUGUCUUAAAUGAUCAUAUAUCAAAAGAAAUGAAUGAGCUAAAUCUUAUUAGAUGUCAAAGAAUUCCAAAACGCCCAGGUGCAGAUUGGCGCGAUCUACCUGAUGAGAAGGUUCGGUUGUCAAAUGGACAAAUGGCUGAUUUGAUACCCUGGUGCCUGCCAAACACAGCCAAGAGGCACAAUCAAUGGAAAGGCUUGUUUGGCCGGUUGGAUUGGGAAGGGAACUUUCCAACUUCAAUUACCGACCCGCAACCAAUGGGCAAGGUUGGGAUGUGCUUCCACCCCGAGCAGGAUAGGAUACUCACAGUCCGUGAAUGUGCUCGAUCUCAAGGUUUCCCAGACAGCUACAAAUUUGCUGGUAAUAUUCAACACAAACACAGGCAAAUUGGGAAUGCUGUUCCUCCUCCUUUGGCGUAUGCUUUGGGAAGGAAACUCAGGGAAGCAAUAGAGAUGAAAAGCUCUAAACCAGUGUUGAAUUGAAUGUCUGAUAGGUGAUUUUGUCAUGUAGUCGUAGCUUUAGGCUCUCAACAUCUUUACCGUACAUCGUUACCUCAGGUUUCUCCGGUUUUUAGGAUUACAACUGCGGAGAUUGGAACCUCCAGUAUUUUGGUUGAUAUACGGCUUAACCAAUUGAGUUAUGUUCAGGUUAACUCCCUCUCCGACAUGUUUGUUACAUACAAGAGAACAUUGUUUGACUCAAAUGUAUUCAUUGAUGUAUAGUAUGGUUAGUUUAUCAUUUGUUCCCUUA